Molecule: messenger RNA, 3775 nt
Organism: Salpingoeca rosetta
Lineage: Eukaryota; Choanoflagellata; Craspedida; Salpingoecidae
Exons: 9
Coding region: 993-3137 (714 amino acids)
Biological process (GO): signal transduction
Cellular component (GO): cytoplasm
Molecular function (GO): protein binding
Source: RefSeq, a predicted model, not a curated record
CCUCAGCCUCAUCGGCAAGUCCUCACACCGCUUUGUGUUGUUGUUUGUUUGUCUGGCUGGCGUUGCUUGCUUGUGCUGUCAGCCUUGCUUGCUUGCUUGUUUCGUGCCUUCGCUGCUGCCUUCAUUGUGCGUUCGCUCACCCCCGCCUCCCUUGUCCUCCCCUCGCCCCCCAAACACCCACCCACAACGGUUAGAAGAAGAAGAAGAAGUGCGUGUGUGGUGUUUGCCGACGAGCAGCUGUGCGUGCCCGUGUGUUGUUUGUUGGGUUGCGUCUUGAUACAGACUGCCUUGCGUUGGGGCUUCCUCCGCUCGAGCGUUUUGCGCCUCUUGCUUUAUUUGGGUUUAGCCCUGGCCAUCACCCUCGUCAUCGUCGUGGUCAGCAACAGCAACAGCAACAGCGGCAGCCGAAACGGGCGGUUGUGAGAAGCAGGUGUCGUCGUCAUCCUCAUCCCCAUCAGGGAGCUGUGGAUCAAACCAAAACACGCGCACGAACACACCAAAACCUUGCUGUCAUCAUUGCCAUCAAUCAAUCUUCCAUCCAACCCUUCCAAGCCCACACAUCCCUCGUCAUUUCCCUGACCGGGAGGUUCGUGCCACCACCUCCACCACCACCCACUACUACCACCGGCAUUAUUGACGUGCUGACAUUCAACCACCAGCACCACCAGCACCAGCGACAACACCGACUUCAUUAUUGGUUUGCCGUCCUUCUCGAGUGAAGCAACCCCGAGGUCGUGCCGGAAGCCUGCCCGUUGAUCCUCCCCCCCCCCCAAACCAGCUCCAAGCAAAUACACCACCGUCUCCCCAUCUUCACCUGAUCGUCUGAUCGCCCGCUCCCCCAAUACCAGCCCACGUCCACCCCACGCACAGAGCACGCAAGACAGCAAGCCAGCAAACCAAGCAAGACCACAGGCAAGCGCACGCCGUUUUGGCCGCUGUAGUGUGCUUGCACGCAUCGCAUCGCAUCGCAUUGUAUCGCCACCGCCGUCGCCAUGGAUGUGAAAAACUUCCUCCGGCACCAGCUGGACAGCUCUAGUCUGCCGCCAUCACCGCACGAGCUCACCCCAGUUACGCCUCGCUCCCCGACCGCGGGCACGCCCUCCCGUAAGCGCGAUGCCGCCGAGUCGAGGGCUGGUGGCAACGCGGCUGCAACCAGCCCGGCCGAUAUCAGCCACCAUCAUCACCAGCACCAUCACCCACAGCAGCAGCAACAGCAGCAGCAGCACCAGCAGACGUCACCAUUCUUGCCUGGCCAGACGCACAGUCCAACCACACACGCGCGCGUGCUGCCGUCUUCAGCCGUGAAAGCUGCUAAGACACAAGACCCGCGCAUGAAGAAAGGCAAACGCAUUGACGGCCGCUCGCGAUCACAGCACCGCUCGGACCCUUUUGCCCAUCUCAAGACGCACCACACUUCGCACUCUGCGUUCCAUCAGCGGCAGCGCUCAUACGACCUCGCCCACGGCAAAUCACACAGCAGCAGCAGCUGGUCGCUGAGCUCGUGGGACGGCCCCAUCACGCGUCACGACAGCACGGGCGACCUGUAUGCGGAGUUUUCUGAUCUCCCGCCCGGGUGGUCCGUCGGCAAGACCCCUGUUGGCGCAAUCUACUUUAUCGACGAGCGCCGCAAGACAACGACGUGGCUCGACCCGCGCACCCACCGCCCGUACCCUGGCCGCCCAACGCAGCCCGGGCAGAGCAACGCGUCGCCGGCACAGGCAGAUGGGCUGCCGGCUGGCUGGGAGAUGGUGCUCACCCCUAGCGGCAAGCCGUACUUUGUCGACCACGUCAACAAGGCCACCACCUGGGAAGAUCCGCGCUCCCACCACCGCCCGUCGUCGCCCUCGCCUCCCGGUGGCGCCGGCAGCAGCGAUGUGCACUCGCGCAUUGAGCAGCUGCGGCUGGAGCGACAGCGGCUGACGGACCAGGCGCGCAUGAUUGAUGAGGCCUUGCAUCGCGAGAUGCAUGGCGCAUCUUCGUCAUCACCGCCGCCGACAGCAACAGCACCAGCGCUCGCACCCGACCACCACCAGCACCAGCACCUUCAUCAUCAUCGUCAUCAUCACCAGCAGCACCAGCACCAUCAGCAUCAUCAACACUUGUCGUCGUCCAGCAUGGAUAUUGAUGAUGAGGCGAAGACUCACGCCGGCGCGGCACACCAGCGCCACUCCUCGUCCUCGUCGUCCGUGCUUCACGCUGGCCCGACACCCUCGUUCAUCGGGCCGCCACACUGCCCCUCCAGCCACCACCGCCGCCACAGCCAUGUCUUCUGCGAGGCAUCCACCCCAACAGACGCCAGCGCACACCGCGCGCCGUCCUACUCGUGGUCUGCAAUGCCCUCCACACAGGUGCCGACACGCAGUGCGUUUCCGUUCAACAACGACCGGUUCCACCAUGUGAGUGAUGACAACCCGUAUGUGCGGGCGAGCAAGUCCACCAAGACAACGCCGCCGGCGUCCGUGUCUGCGUUUGCGUCGUCCUCCCCGUCGUUCAACGUCAUGCACCAGCGCAUUGACGAGACGUGUGGCGGCAAUGGCGGCGGUGAUGAUGACGACAGCCACGCGCACGUGUCCCCGCACGCGGACCCAAACACGACCCCGUCACCGGUCAACACGCUGCGUGGCAACCCCCGCAUCAUCGACGUGGGUGCAGACGCGAACGAUGUGCUGGGCGACCUCGAUCUCCUGUCACCGCACCAUCCCGACACCGCCAACCCGGCGCCAGCCGCAAACACCAACGCUACCGCGGGCAACAGCAACAGCAGCAGCAACAGCAGCCGCGGCGGCGGCAACAACAACAGCAGCAGCCAUGCCAGCGCCAACAGCAGCAGCAACAGCAUCGACAAUGGCAACGGCAACGGCGGCAAUAGCAGCAGCAAUCACGGCAGCCGCCACCACGACCAUCACCACGAGCACGAGCACGGGGGCGAUGCGGCCGCGCAAAGCAAGUUUGACAUGUUGUUUGGCGCGGGCCCUGACGGCGACGGCGACGACAUUGACAUGAGCAUCCUUGACGAGCUUGACCGGCGUGACGAGCUGCUCAUGUCCUCGGACGCGCUGCCGGAUCUCGGCGCCAGCACGUCGCUUGACGCGUUCUUCGCGCCGUCCCCCGACCACGCCCUCAGCAUGCUCCACUGAGACCACAGCCCAAGGUGCAAUUGUGCUUCGUGGGUGCUUCGUGGGUGCUUCAUGGGUGUUGUGUCGCUGCGGCUGCGCCUGCGGCUGUUCUAUGCUAUUGUACCGCCACCUCUCCUUGUGCACCCGUCGGGUCACGUGCAAGUGGCCAUGAUCAUCAACCUGAAACGAUGUAACUGAUCCCUUCUUUCGUCCUUUGCCGCUUUCAUCACGUCUGUGCUUUUGCUUCUACCAUUGUGUGUGCGUGUGUCUUUUGUGUUGUCGUUCCUCUAGACCACCUUGCUUGCUUGCUUGCUUGCUUGCUUGCUUGCUUGCUUGCUUGCUUGCUUGCUUGCUUGCUUGCUUGCUUGCUUGCGCGUUUCCUGCUCGUUGGGGAUAGGCUUGCCGUGCCCAUGUUUGAUGUGUUGUGUUGAGCUGGCGCUGCCAUAGUUGCGCUUUGUGUUGCGUUACAUCACGACACUGAACCUUGUUUGGUUGCGUGUGUUUCAUUGGUGUUGCCGAGGUGGUAGCGGCUGCUGUUGGCGCUGGUUUCUUCUUCUAACUCUUUUUUUUUCGUACCGCUGCGUGUGAAUGUUCCUAACAGAGAGUCGUUUGUGGUGCGUAGUCAUGUCACCAUCACAUGAAAACAAUGGAUGAUUGCC